AUGACCCCGUGGUCGUCAGAUGAGCAUUGCAGUGGUGACAGUCAAAUGUCAUCUGGAGCCAAAGGUGUGUAUUAUAAACAACGUAAAGAAGAAUCAUUUAAUAUUGAUGAGUUUACAAUAAAAGAUGUUGAUAUAUCUGAAGAACAAAAGUAUGAUAGUCCCGCACCUGAUGUACAAGUGGAUAAAAGACACACAUUCACAACUCAUGCUAGUUCUUCAACAGCAUCGUGGGGUAAUAAUCCACAGUUGGCUGUAAUCAAUGAUCAAGACUAUGUUUAUCAAUCAUUAGUAUCAAAUAAGAAACAAGAAGAUGACACUGAUAUAGAUUUUGACGGUAUUGAAGUAUUUGAUAGUCCUGACAGUGGUGCCUCAAGUUCAACACCCCUACGACAAUAUUUCAGUGGUGAGCUUACGACGAUAGUAAAUAAUCAUGCAGAUUUCGCUCAAGCCGAUGAAAACGGACUAUUAGUAGCUUUAUUACCCUAUUGUGCACAUGUAAUGGGGCAUUCGUUCGCAUAUCGUGAUAACGCUAUGGAAGUACAAACAAACAUUUAUUGUAUUCUCCUAGCACUUAGUGGCAAACGGAUAUUGAAUAAACAUGGGUAUAAAAUUGAAAAUGAGUAUUAUUAUCAAAUUGAUGAUUUAACACCGGCAGGUAUUAUUGAAAAUCUCAAAGAAGCAAGUG
This is a messenger RNA of Didymodactylos carnosus, 685 nucleotides long. NCBI's taxonomy places the organism in Eukaryota, Metazoa, Rotifera, Eurotatoria, Philodinida, Philodinidae. The record is from the annotation of a GenBank genome assembly.